This is a messenger RNA of Sphenostylis stenocarpa, 744 nucleotides long. Lineage: Eukaryota; Viridiplantae; Streptophyta; Magnoliopsida; Fabales; Fabaceae. The record is from the annotation of a GenBank genome assembly.
AUGGGUAUUGAGAAGAAAAUGUGCCAGGAGCCGGAAAUGAUGAGAAGCAGAACUGGGCUGCGUCACCUUCCACUGUUUUCAACCACUUUGCUACAAGUGGUCUUUCCGUGGCGUGCGAUGAAAAACGAAGGACCAAAGGCUUUGUAUCAAGGUUUGACACCUGCACUAACAAGGUCAGUUGUUUAUGGAGGACUCCGCUUGGGCCUUUAUGAACCCUCUAAGUAUGCCUGUGAUCUUGCUUUUGGCUCCUCCAAUGUUUUAGUUAAAAUUGCUUCGGGAAUGUUUGCUGGUGCUAUUGCAACUGCACUGACCAAUCCAAUGGAAGUUCUCAAGGUGCGUUUGCAAAUGAAUCCAGACAUGAGAAAGAGUGGACCAAUGUCAGAGCUUCAAAGGACUGUAUCUGAAGAGGGAAUCAAAGCUUUGUGGAAGGGGAUGGGCCCUGCCAUGGCCAGAGCAGCUGUCUUGACUGCAUCCCAGCUGGCUACAUAUGAUGAAACCAAGCAGAUUUUAGUAAGGUGGACAUCUCUCGAAGAAGGAUUUCCUCUACAUCUGAUCUCAAGCACUACUGCGGGCACACUGAGCACCCUUGUAACUGCACCCAUAGAUAUGGUUAAAACACGUCUCAUGCUGCAACGAGAAGCCACUGGAAUUAGAAUGUAUAAAGGGGGGUUUCAUUGUGCAUACCAGGGAUUUUGGCGGGUAAGUACAUUUUUGGAGAAUUUGUGUAAAGAUACAGACUCGUAG